AUGGAUCCAAAAAGAUAAAUCUAGUAAUAGCAAGAACUUAGUCUAGUCCAUUCUUCUUAUGAAGAUGAGUAAGGAAAUUGUUCCUUGAAAGAUUCGUACAGUAAUAGAGACUCAGACUCAUCUUUCAGUUUAUCAGAGCAUGAAAAGAGAUAUAAGAAAAUAUUGACUCAUUCAUUAAAUGAACAAGAAAUAACUAAGAGAAAAGGAGGUACAAUAUAAUUUAUGUUUUAAAAUCAGGUAAACAUGGCCUUAAGUAUGCAAAAAUAAGCAACGAUUAGAGAGAGGGUUUGAUAUAAUAAGUCACAUCAACUGGCUGUACUAUAAAAAGUGCAGCAUAAAAACUUGGAAUAAACUUCUCAACUGCAAAGGCAAUCAUGUAGAUUUUCAAGAAGGAAGGAAGAUCUUGUAAAAAAGUCAUUCGUAAGAAUAAAAAAAGACAAAGUUAAAUGUACAAAAGACACUAUGCAGUAACCAAAGACUAAAGUAAUUUAAUAUAUUUAUCCUAAUAUAGGCAUUAGAGAAGAAAAAGAAUAGCUGAGAUAGACAGGUGAAAUUGCUAAAGAAACAAUACAAUAACCUAUUUCUGUUCUUGAAGACAAAAAUAAAGAAUAAAAUGUCAUCAUUCAAUAACUGAGAAGUCAAGUAAUAAACAGAUUUAUUAUAGAAUUUGUUAUAUUAAGGUUAAGUGGCUAAUUUGUAUUAGGAGAAUGCAGUUUUAAAUUAAAAUUACUAGAAUCUAUAUUAAUAGUAUUAACAUUUGCAGAGCAUGGUACAAUAAUAAUAUAUUUUAGAUGUAAUAAAUAUUUAUGAAAACAUAAAGUCCAUUAGCUCCAUUCAUUAUUUGA
Molecule: messenger RNA, 845 nt
Organism: Paramecium pentaurelia
Lineage: Eukaryota; Ciliophora; Oligohymenophorea; Peniculida; Parameciidae
Source: the annotation of a GenBank genome assembly